Paramisgurnus dabryanus is the source of this 3062-nucleotide messenger RNA. It is a transcript of the gene syngr1a, whose product is annotated as synaptogyrin 1a. Gene Ontology annotation, cellular component: synaptic vesicle membrane; neuromuscular junction. The record is from RefSeq and is a predicted model, not a curated record. NCBI's taxonomy places the organism in Eukaryota, Metazoa, Chordata, Actinopteri, Cypriniformes, Cobitidae.
CGGUCUUGACAGCAUAAUGCGCGCUCUCGCGUUCCCCGGAUGCGUGUUUACAGUCUCCUCUCUCCACCCUUGAAAUGAGAGAGGUGCUAGGUGGAAGGGACAUCGUUUUACAAGGAAACCUCCACGAAGGAACAGCCAAGCGCGAGAGCUUUAAACAUACGGAGUCGAGUCUCUGAGGCGCGUGGAGAAAUCGAUAUUAGACACCCAAGGUCAAUUAUCUCUCUGAAUAAACUUCAGACACGGACAAACCACGAACCUGUGAGGAUGGAGCAGGCAUACGGGGCUGGCAAGGCUGGCGGAACCUUCGACCCAAUUACCUUCAUUCAGCAACCGCAGGCCAUUCUUCGUUUCGUGUCAUGGAUCUUUUCCAUCGUGAUUUUUGGAUGUAUUGCUAAUGAGGGAUAUGUGAACCCUCCAGACUCACCAGAGGAGUUUUGUAUCUUCAACAAGAAUCAGAAUGCCUGCAACUAUGGUGUUGGGAUGGGUACGCUGGCUUUCCUCUGUUGCGCUGUUUUUCUGGCUCUUGAUGUGUACUUCCCUCAGAUAAGCAGCGUCAAAGACCGCAAGAAGGCCGUGUUGGCUGAUAUCGGUGUUUCGGCGUUCUGGUCUUUCAUGUGGUUUGUGGGAUUCUGUUUCUUGGCCAAUCAGUGGCAGGUGUCCAAACUAGAAGAUAACCCCCUGAAAGAGGGCGGAGACGCUGCCAGAGCCGCCAUAACCUUCUCUUUCUUCUCCAUAUUUACAUGGGCUGCUCAAGCUUUCUUAGGAUUCCAGAGGUACAAGCUAGGAUCAAGCUCCUCUCUCUUCUCUCAGGACUAUAUUGAUCCAACCCAAGAUCCAGCAGCAGCGCCCUCUACAGGUACAGAAUAUACUGCAUACAACGCUGACAUGGAGGCCAAUUACGAAGGCUCUGGUGGGUACCAGAAUGAAGACUACUAAUGUGGCAUGUAAGGAUGUACGCCACAGCCUUAACAAGCUAGGCUGGUAGGGUUACAUGGGGAAAUGGGAACAUUUGGGUAACAUGAACAUUGGGAGUCCUUUUGGGGAUUAUGGGGACCAAAGCAGAUAGGAAUUUAUGGUGUUUGAGGGAAAGAGAAAUUCAGGGGUGUGGUUGGUGCUAUUAACCCCUUGUGUAUUUUAUACUGUAUUUUAUACUGUUUAAAGAGUCUUAAUUUAGGCCUAAUGUUGGCACAAGUUUAUCAGAAACCGCAAAGCAUUGGAUUCACUUGAUUGGAAGUACGUAGAAGAUUCUGACUGAACGUUUAAAAACGUGAAAAUAUCCAAAUUUUAAAAAAAAACAUCCUAACCAAACCAGCUGACUACCAACAUUAGUUUAGUCAAUGAAACUUACCAGAUUUGUCUUAAUGGUACCUGUAAUGAAACCUGACCAAACAAAAUGCUUUGAAAGGACAUUAUAUUUUGUUUUACCUCUGUGCUGCCAUUUGGUCAAAAUCUAUUUACUCUGGAAUUCUGAAGAUUGAAAAUAUUCAAUCUCUCUAACUGGCAUGAUAAAUAACAUUGUAUGGUCUGUAAUCAAUGUAAUGCAGAAAGUAAAAGUAAAUAAGUGAAAUAUAGCUUGCGGAAAGACAAUUUGGUUAUGAGAGGAAUAAGUUUAUAAUUUUUGUGCUAAUAGUAACAGGAACUCAAUUAUAUUGUUAUAGUCCACACUGAUGCCUCAAAUUGUUAUUUUUGCUCGAAAAUUAAAUUACAAUCUUUAAUCUUUUGGAGUGAUUAGUGAACUUAGUAUAAUGAUCUACAAUGUAAAAAAAAAUAUUUUGUGGUUCAACUUUAAGUAAGUUACAUGGCUGCGCUCAAAUUUUGAGUUGCUUUGACUUAACCCUGGAGAACCCAAGAAGAUUUUGGGUAGCAGCAAUUAACAGCGGCCAAAUUUGACCCCUUGGGUUCUCCAAGGAUAAAAAUAUUAGUUGACACAAUAUUUUUAAAUAACUUUUUGAGUCAACUAAUAUUUUUAAGUCAAAUCAAUUAAAUUUUUUAAUGCAACUAGGCAAGUUGAACCAACAAAUCAUAAUUUACAGUGUAUUCAUAUUAUUUGUGACCAUGGACCACAAAACCUAUUUCUGAGUCAUGCGAGUAUUUUUUUUAUUGAGAUUUAUACAUCAUCCGAAAGUUAAAUAAAUACGUUACCAGUGAUCUGUGGUUUGUUAGGGGGACAAUAUUUGGCAGAGAUAAACAAAUGUGGAAUCUGAGCGUGCAAAAAUAAAAAAUAUUGAUAAAAUCGCCUUUAAAGUUGUCCUUAGCAACGGCAUCCACUUACAAAUUUUUUUGACAUAUUUACAGUAGGAAAUGUACAAAAUAUUUUCAUGGAACGUGAAAUUUACUUAUUAUCUUAAGUAAUAUCUCUAAUAAAAAUUUAUAAUUUUGACCCAUACAAUGUAUUGUUGGCUAUUGCUAUAAAGUGCGACUGGUUUUGUGGUCCAGGGUUACAUUUGUGAAUGCUAACAGGUUCCUUUGUGGUAGUUUUACCAUAUUCAUAAAAGUUUUGGGAGGGUAGACUAAAAUGUUUUUUUGUCAUAGUUACUGUAAUGAAUCUUGAAUCAGUAGAGUAGGAGAGUUAUACUGUACAUUACAAAAGUCUACUGGGUGUUUAAAUGAUUAAAAAUUAUAAUAUGUAUACUUGAUUAUAUAAAACCAGCAUAUUUUUAUUAAUUUACAAAGAUGUAAUAUAAUUAUAUAAUUUCUUUAUAAAUUUAUUGACAAAAUAAGUCGUAUAAAUGAACAAUCAUAAUGUGUAUAUUUAUUGGAUUUAAACUUGUAAAGUGUAGCAUCAUUGUUCUCUUUAGCAAGUUAAAUAUUGUUUUCUGAAGCAGGAAAGCUUUUUAUCUCUUUAACUUAUUAAAAGGAACGCUACAAUUCAAUCGGUAUAUUAUAUAGAUGGUGUAUCAAAUGUGUUAUGUACUGUAUAUGUGCAUUUGUGGAUCGGAAAUUACAAAAUAUGUGACUGAAUUUAAAUCAUUAGGUUUAAAUGGAUUCAUGUAUUUUGUCCUGUUGUGUAUGUUGCUUGUCUGGUCUGAUAUAACUGAUAAUAAAAGACAUUGACUGAUGGA